Messenger RNA from Sitodiplosis mosellana (orange wheat blossom midge), 2895 nucleotides. RefSeq names its product peroxisomal targeting signal 1 receptor (gene Pex5). The record is from RefSeq and is a predicted model, not a curated record. Gene Ontology annotation, cellular component: peroxisomal membrane; cytosol. Gene Ontology annotation, molecular function: protein binding. Lineage: Eukaryota; Metazoa; Arthropoda; Insecta; Diptera; Cecidomyiidae. Gene Ontology annotation, biological process: protein import into peroxisome matrix, docking. The transcript has 6 exons. The coding region runs from base 549 to 2456 and encodes 635 amino acids.
GAUUCCAACAUUCGCAACGAUAAUAUAAUAGAACCACUAUAUUAUGGUGCGGUGCGUAUUAAAAAAAAUAAAUAAAAAAAACCAAUCUGUCAAUGUAUUGCGAGUGAGGAAAACAACAACAAAAACAACAACAACAACAUUAGCAAAACAACCGAAUAAGUGGAUAAACAACAUUACAUAAAAAUAAAUUAUUGUGUUUUGAAAGUCAUCGGAAAGUGAUAAUUUAUUUUUAUCCAAGUCGGAAUCGUGUACGGCAAUGUCAACGAGAUUUGCAUUUUUCAGUCUAAUUACUAUAAUUUGAUCAUCUUUGCUACUUGCAAAAUUUAACACACAGACAAAUUGUCAGUGAUCAUUUGUUGCGACAAAAAUAAUCAUUCAGCUUUUCAGUUGCCUUGAAAUCCAGACACACUAGAAUCUAUCCGGAAUACAUGUAGGUUUCGAGUGAUUUUUUCCCAUUGAAUACAUAUAAUAGACGACGUUUCACACAAAAAAAAACAAAAUACUGGAAAAUUUCUGUCUCAAAAGUUCAUUGAAGUGGUUAUUGUGAAAUGUCACUGAGAGAACUAAUCGAUCCGGAAUGUGGUGGCGCGAAUCCGUUGAUGCGACUAGGGAAUCAGAUAGUGCAGGAUGCAGCCCAUAAAGAUGAGGGUAUAUCCGGUCGGCCGAUGCCAUUUGCCGAGGUAUCAAGUCGGCCACAGCAAAGCUUCAGUGAAAUGAACCAAAACCAACUCGUCAAUGAGUUUCUCGGUCAAAUGAGUGCACCGGCACCACAAACAUUUCGCAUGGACGCUUUAUUACAGGAAAUGCGAGAAAUUGAUGCACAAAACUAUCCAUUGGAAGUGGUUCAAGCACCGACCGUAUCAGCCGAAGUCAACAAUGGGUUGAAUUGGGCCAAUCAAUUUCAUCAAGGACCAAACACACAAGCAAAACUAGAGCCGAAAGAUGCACCGAUCAAAGCAAACGACGAGGAACAGUUUUGGCAAAAUCAUCCGCACCUCAUCACUCAAUCGCUGCCAUUGGCUAACAUUCAAAACACUUCUGAACAAAGCACAAUGCCGCUAACCACCGCAGAAUUUUUCGACGCAAAUGUUUUAGGAAAUCACGUUGCACCCUUACCUGCGGAGCUAGCUCAUCCUGGUCACUCUGAACACUACAAAUACAACGAAUUUAUGCGAUUUAUGAAUAGAGUUAGCGAUGGAGAGGUUAAAAUAGAAAACAGUCAACAGCCGAUUCAUUCGUGGACAGAUGAAUUUGCUGCGGAAACUAGUGAAGCCGGAGUGACAGCUGCAGCCGCAGCUGCAGCCGCAGUGACCACAUCUGAACAGGAUUCGGACUGGGUUCGAGAUUUCGCCGAACAUAAAGCCAAACAAGAUGUUGAUAACGAAGAGUUCAAUAAGCAGUUUUGGAAUCGGUUGCAAGAUGAGUGGAAGAAAAUAUCUGACCGACUUGAUGAUCAAUCACCGUGGCUUUCUGAAUUUAACGAAUAUUAUAAUCCAUACAAAGAAUACACAUUCGACGAGGAUAAUCCGAUGUUGGGCGUUGAAAAUGCAUUCGAAAAAGGGAAGGCAUUUCUCGAACGUGGUGAUAUCCCCAGUGCUGUGCUGUGUUUUGAAGCAGCUGUGCAACAAGAUGAGAAUAAUGCUGAAAUUUGGGAGCUGUUAGGAACAUCACAAGCUGAAAAUGAAAAAGAUCCGAACGCCAUUGCUGCAUUGAACAAAUCACUUGAACUGAAUCCCCAAAAUCGAAAUGUUAUGAUGGAUUUGGCAAUUUCAUACACUAACGAGAGUUUGCAGACUCAAGCGCUUCGCAUGUUAAUCGAUUGGCUUCGAUCAAAUGAAAAAUAUCAAAAUCUUGUACCAGCUCAUUUCAGUAAAAAUUCCGAAGGAAUGAUAGCAAGCUCAUUGAUAAAUGGCCCCGAAUUGAUUGAUGUUCAAGAUCUGUUUAUUCAGGCGGUGCGACAAUCACCAAAUGAAAUUGAUGCCGAAAUUCAGGAGGCACUGGGAGUCUUAUUCAAUUUAUCGUCCGACUAUGAGAAAGCAGCUGAUUGCUUCCGAGCUUCCCUACAGGUCAAACCAAACAACGCUAAAGUAUGGAAUCGCUUGGGUGCGAGCUUAGCCAAUGGUAAUCAAUCUAUUGCCGCCGUUGAUGCGUAUCAACAUGCUCUAGCCAUUGAACCGGGAUAUAUUCGGGCACGAUACAAUGUCGGUAUAAUUUGUAUCAAUCUGAAGUCAUACAAAGAAGCCAUCGAACACUUUUUACUGGCGCUUAAUCAUCAAGCCACUUCGUUGUCACGAUCGGGUCUGCAAAGUGUCAAAGAUACCAGCAAUCAAAUGUCAGACACAAUAUGGAGCACACUACGUAUGGCCAUCUCACUUAUGGGCCGCAUGGAUCUUCAAGAAGCAAUUGAUAGUCGCGAUUUGGAUAUACUUAAUCGAGAAUUCCAAACCAUUGAUUGAACACAAAAUUGGGAAAUGGUGAAAUUUUUACAACACUAUAAGUGGGUUAUGGUCUAGUUUUCUUAUUUUGUUGUGGAUGGAAAUAUUUCGACGAAUCGAUAUUAAGGCUUAUUGGAACGGAAUAAAGGGUAAAAACGAACAAUGUCAAAGACAACAAUCAGUGUGACUCUUUUCAAGUGAGUUGAAAUAACUAUGUUGUUUUUUCUUGCAAAUGACCUUUAAUUUCGUCGGAAAAAUUGUGCUUAAAAAGCGUCAUGCGCUUAAAUAAUCAGAAUAACCAAACAAUUUUACAACUAUAUUUUCUAAGUGGAUUUUUAAUCUUUUUGGGGGGCUUUUCAAAACACUUAAAAAUCAAAUAACACAAAAUCAACUGUUUUUGUCGUGUGUUUUAUUUCAAUUAAAAAAUAAAGAUCAAAAUUACAAACUAUCGAACGUUGAA